Molecule: messenger RNA, 2334 nt
Organism: Exophiala spinifera
Lineage: Eukaryota; Fungi; Ascomycota; Eurotiomycetes; Chaetothyriales; Herpotrichiellaceae
Exons: 2
Coding region: 1-2334 (777 amino acids)
Cellular component (GO): ribonucleoprotein complex
Molecular function (GO): RNA binding
Source: RefSeq, a predicted model, not a curated record
AUGUCUGCCGCCGAAGUUUCCAACACCUCUCCGGCCGCUGGCCAAAAUGGGACCUCCGAGGCCCAGAAUGGCACAUCUGCGAUCAACACCAACGUUGCGCCUUCUGAGGGUGGCAAUGACGACCAGACCCCUUACUCGGCUAACCCCAACGCGGCUCAACACUCUGCCUCACUCUACGUUGGCGAGUUGGACCCCUCGGUCACCGAAGCCAUGCUCUUCGAGUUGUUCUCCUCCAUCGGCCAAGUUGCAUCCAUUCGAGUCUGUCGCGAUGCCGUCACUCGCCGCUCCCUGGGCUACGCUUAUGUCAACUACAAUAACACUGCUGAUGGAGAACGUGCCUUGGAAGAUUUGAACUACACGAGUAUCAAGGGUCGUCCUUGCCGUAUCAUGUGGUCUCAACGUGAUCCCGCCCUUCGCCGCACUGGUCAAGGCAACGUCUUCAUCAAGAACUUGGACGCGGCCAUCGACAACAAAGCCCUCCAUGAUACCUUUACCCAAUUCGGCAACAUCCUUAGCUGUAAGGUUGCUCAAGACGAGAUGGGUAACUCCAAGGGCUACGGUUUCGUUCAUUAUGAGACUGCCGAGGCUGCCAACUCCGCCAUCAAGUCCGUCAACGGCAUGUUGUUGAACGAUAAGAAGGUCUUUGUCGGUCAUCACAUUGCCAAGAGAGACCGUCAGAGCAAGUUUGAGGAGAUGAAGGCCAACUUCACCAAUGUCUACAUCAAAAACAUUGACGAAUCCGUCACCGACGAGGAGUUCACCAAGCUUUUCGAGACCUAUGGCGAGGUUGUGUCCGCAAGUAUCACUCGUGACGAGAAUGGCAAGAGCCGCGGCUUCGGCUUUGUCAACUUUGUCACUCACGAGUCGGCUGCCAAAGCCGUGGAGGAACUCAACGACAAGGAGUUCCACGGCAAGAAUCUCUACGUGGGCCGUGCACAAAAGAAGCAUGAGCGUGAGGAAGAGCUUCGUCGGCAAUACGAGGCCGCUCGCAUGGAGAAGGCUUCCAAGUAUCAAGGUGUCAACCUCUACGUCAAGAACCUGACCGAUGAUGUCGAUGACGAGAAGCUUCGCGAAUUGUUCAGCACCUUCGGCACCAUUACCUCCGCCAAAGUUAUGCGGGAUACCUCUGACCGUAGCGCCUCGCCUUCCGCUGACAAGGACAAGGAGAACAAGAAGGAAGAGACUGCCGAGGUCAAGGAAGAGCCCAAGCCCGAGGAGGGCGCAAAAGCCGAUGAGUCCAAGGACGAAGGCAAGGAGGACGGCAAGGAAGACGGAAAGGAGCAGAAGAAGUCCGGCUCGAAGACCUUCGGCAAGAGUAAGGGCUUCGGAUUCGUUUGCUUCAGCAACCCAGACGAGGCUUCCAAGGCGGUGUCGGAAAUGAACCAGAAGAUGGUCAACGGCAAGCCUUUGUAUGUUGCUCUCGCACAGCGCAAGGAUGUUCGCAAGAGUCAGCUUGAGGCUAGUAUCCAGGCACGCAACACCCUUCGCCAACAGCAACAGGCCGCCGCUGCCGGUAUGCCUCAGGGCUAUAUCCAGCCUUCCGUCUUCUAUGGUCCUGGCCAGCAAUUUUUGCCACCGGGUGCCCAGAGAGGGAUCCCAUUCGCUGGCCAGCCUGGUAUGGUCAUUCCUGGAAUGCAAGGCGGUCGUGGACAGUUCCCAGGAGGAUUUCCUCAACAAGGUCGUGGAAUCCCUCAAGGUCAACAACUCCCACCCAACUUCGGUAUGCCUGGCCAGAUGCCAUUCAUCCAAAACCCUGCUCUUGUGAACGGCAUGUACAACAACCCACAAGCUCUCGCCCAGAUGCAAGCUCAGAUGGGUCGUGGUGCUGGAGGUCGCGGCCAGAUGCAGGGCAUGCAGGGCGUCCCUCCUAACAUACCGGGUAUGGGCGGUGUCCGUGGUGGACCCAACUUCCCGCAAGGCGGUGGCCGAGGUGGUAUGCAGAAUCUACCUGGCGGUCAAGGCGCCGGCCGUCUGCCUCCACAGGGUCGUGGACAAAUCAUGCCUAACCGCGAAGAAAUCGGUGCCCCGAGCACGCUCAGCAACCUUGCGUCUCUCCCCCCAAGUCAGCAGAAGCAGAUGCUUGGUGAAGCUAUCUACCCAAAGAUUCAACAAAUGCAACCAGAGCUUGCUGGCAAGAUCACUGGUAUGCUUCUCGAGAUGGACAACUCUGAACUUCUUGCUUUGGUCGAUGAUGAAGCCGCUCUUCACUCCAAAGUCGAUGAGGCUCUCAGCGUCUACGACGAUUACAUGAAGAGCCGUGGCGGUGAAGCCGGCCCCAAUGGCACAAAAGAGGAAGACGCGCCCAAGGCCGAGGGUGCAGAAACCACCGCCUAA